AUGAAGCACCUCGCAGCUUACCUCCUUCUCAACCUCGGCGGCAACGCCUCUCCCUCUGCUGAGGACAUCAAGGCCGUCCUCAGCUCCGUCGGCAUUGAGGCCGAGGAUGAGCGUCUCGAGAAGCUCAUCUCUGAGCUCUCUGGCAAGGACGUCAACGAGCUGAUCGCCGCUGGCUCUGAGAAGCUCGCUUCCGUUCCCUCUGGCGGUGCCGGCGCUGCUGCUGCCGCUGGUGGCGCUGCUGCUGGUGGCGCUGCCGCCGCUGAGGCCAAGGAGGAGGAGAAGGUCGAGGAGAAGGAGGAGUCCGACGAGGAUAUGGGUUUCGGCCUUUUCGACUAA
Trichoderma virens Gv29-8 is the source of this 336-nucleotide messenger RNA. RefSeq lists its product as uncharacterized. Gene Ontology annotation, molecular function: structural constituent of ribosome. Gene Ontology annotation, biological process: cytoplasmic translational elongation. NCBI's taxonomy places the organism in Eukaryota, Fungi, Ascomycota, Sordariomycetes, Hypocreales, Hypocreaceae. The record is from RefSeq and is a predicted model, not a curated record. Gene Ontology annotation, cellular component: ribosome; cytosolic large ribosomal subunit. The coding region runs from base 1 to 336 and encodes 111 amino acids. The transcript has 2 exons.